CCUUUCUAGCCUUGAAAAGUACGAUGCUGCAGUAGAAUCUGGCCAGAGACAUCAGCCUCCAGCAAAGACCUGGCCGGCACUUCCCACUCAAAACUAAAAAUAGGGAGAGAAUGGGUCAGUUUUCAAAAUCUGCGGCGUGACCUCCCUCCUCUGAGAUAAACCUGCAGAUGCUUUGCUCCAGUCAAGGAGGCCGUCUCGGUACUUCCUGGUUCUCUCACGUUUUUGAUUUUUAUCCUCUGGAGUUCAUUGCAUUCAUGCCCUCACCGCGGCUAAGACAGUUCCUAAUAAAAGCACGUUCCUCAUCAGCUACCCAUAAUCAAGAAAAAUAUGCCAAGUAAGUCAUCGUAGAAACGCAAGUUUGGGCCUGAAAAAUUCGAGGAGCAGGAGUCAAGAUCUGUCACUCCAUAGGAUCUGGAGGAGACUCCUUUUCCCAGAAACUUGAGAGUGGUGACGUGCUGGCCAAACGGCUUUUUGAAGAGAUCGCCCUGGGCAUUGGCCUGAGACCUGGGGAGUCAGUCGGAGUGACUGGGAAGCCAUGGAAGCAGCUGAGAAAGAGGAAAUCAGUGUUGAAGAUGAAGCUGUGGAUAAAAACAUUUUCAGAGACUGCAGCAAGAUUGCUUUCUACAGGCGUCAGAAACAGUAUCUCUCCAAGAAGUCCACCUAUCAGGCAUUACUAGACUCAAUCACAACAAGCGAAGACAGCACCAGGUUCAAAGUCAUCAAUGAAGCAACUAAGGUUCCUCUCCUGGCUGAAGUUUAUGGUAUAGAAGGAAACAUUUUCAGGCUUAAAAUUAAUGAAGAGACUCCCCUGAAACCUAGGUAUGAAGUUCCUGAUGUCCUCACAAGCAAGCCAGGCACUGUAAGGCUGAUUUCAUGCUCAGGGGAUGCAGGCGAUCUAGUAUUGGCAGAUGGAAAAGGAGACCUGAAGUGUCAUAUCACAGCAAACCCAUUCAAGGUAGACCUGGUGUCUGAAGAAGAGGUUGUGAUAAGCAUCAAUUCCCUGGGCCAAUUAUACUUUGAGCACCUACAGAUUCCUCACAAACAAAGCGCUACUAAAGAAAAUGAGGAGGAUGCAUCGAUUGACACCUCUCAGGAAAAUCAAGAGGAUCUAGGCCUGUGGGAGGAGAAAUGCGGAAAUUUUGUGGAUGUCAAAGCUAAUGGUCCAGCCUCCAUUGGUUUGGAUUUCUCCUUGCAUGGAUUUGAGCAUCUAUAUGGGAUCCCACAACAUGCAGAAUCACACCAACUUAAAAAUACCGGUGAUGGAGAUGCUUACCGUCUUUAUAACCUGGAUGUCUAUGGAUAUAAAAUACAUGACAAAAUGGGCAUUUAUGGUUCAGUACCUUACCUCCUGGCCCACAAACUGGGCAGGACUAUAGGCAUUUUCUGGCUGAAUGCCUCAGAAACACUAGUGGAGAUCAAUACAGAGCCUGCAGUAGAGUACACACAAACCCAGAUGGGUCCAGUUGCUGCUAAGCAAAAGGUCAGAUCUCAAACUCAUGUGCACUGGAUGUCAGAGAGUGGAAUCAUUGAUGUUUUUCUACUGACAGGACCUACACCUUCUGACAUCUUCAAGCAGUACUCACACCUUACAGGCACACAAGCCAUGCCCCCUCUCUUCUCCUUGGGGUACCACCAGUGCCGCUGGAAUUAUGAAGAUGAGCAGGAUGUGAAAGCAGUGGAUGCAGGAUUCGAUGAACAUGACAUUCCUUAUGAUGUCAUGUGGUUGGACAUAGAGCACACUGAGGGCAAGAGGUACUUCACCUGGGACAAAAAAAGAUUCCCAAACCCCAAAAGGAUGCAAGAGUUGCUCAGGAGCAAAAAACGUAAGCUUGUGGUCAUCAGUGACCCCCAUAUCAAGAUUGAUCCUGACUACUCAGUGUACACUAAGGCCAAAGAACAGGGAUUCUUUGUGAGGAAUCAUGAAGGGGGAGACUUCGAAGGGGUUUGCUGGCCUGGUCUCUCCUCUUACCUGGAUUUCACCAAUCCCAAGGUCAGAGAGUGGUAUUCAAGUCUUUUUGCUUUCCCUGUUUAUCAGGGAUCUACAGACAUCCUCUUCGUAUGGAAUGAUAUGAAUGAGCCCUCUGUCUUUAGAGGGCCAGAGCAAACCAUGCAGAAGAAUGCCAUUCAUCACGGCAAUUGGGAGCACAGAGAACUUCAUAACAUCUAUGGUUUUUAUCAGCAAAUGGCUACUGCAGAAGGACUGAUAAAACGAUCUAAAGGGAAGGAGAGACCCUUUGUUCUGACACGGUCUUUCUUUGCUGGAUCACAAAAGUAUGGUGCUGUGUGGACAGGUGACAACACAGCAGAAUGGAGUUACCUGAAAAUUUCCAUCCCAAUGUUACUCACUCUCAGCAUUACCGGGAUCUCUUUUUGUGGAGCUGAUGUAGGUGGGUUCAUUGGGAAUCCAGAGACAGAGCUGCAAGUGCGUUGGUACCAAGCUGGAGCCUACCAGCCUUUCUUCCGUGGCCAUGCCACCAUGAACGCCAAGCGGCGGGAACCCUGGCUGUUCGGGGAAGAACACACCCGGCUCAUCCGCGAAGCCAUCAGAGAGCGCUAUGCCCUCCUGCCCUAUUGGUAUUCUCUGUUCUACCACGCACAUGUGGCUUCCCAGCCUGUCAUGAGGCCUCUGUGGAUAGAGUUCCCUGAUGAAUUAGAGACUUUUGGUAUAGAAGAUGAAUACAUGCUGGGAAGUGCUUUAUUGGUUCAUCCAGUAACAGAACCAAAAGUCACCAUGGUUAAUGCGUUUCUGCCAGGAUCAAAUGAGGUCUGGUAUAACUCUAAGACAUUUGCUCAUUGGGAGGGAGGAUGUACUGUGAAGAUCCCAGUAGCCUUGGACACUAUACCAGUGUUUCAACGAGGUGGAAGUGUAGUACCAAUGAAGACAACUGUCGGAAAAUCCACAGGCUGGAUGGCAAAUUCCCCGUAUGGACUCCGGGUUGCUCUAAGCACUAAGGGUUCUGCAGUGGGCGAGUUAUAUCUUGACGACGGCCAUUCAUUCCAAUACCUCCACCAGAAGCAAUUCUUGCACAGGAAGUUUUCAUUCUGUUCCAGUGUUUUGAUCAACAGUUCUGCUGACCAGAGGGGUCAUUAUCCCAGCAAGUGUGUGGUGGAGGAGAUCUUGGUCUUAGGCCUCAAGAAGGAGCCAUCUUCUGUGACCACACACUCAUUUGAUGGCAAAGAUCAGCCUGUGGCUUUUACAUAUUGUGCCAAAACAGCCACCCUGAGCCUGAAGAAGCUCUCACUAAACAUCGGCACUGACUGGGAGGUCCACAUCAAAUAACAAAGAAGCACCCUGGUGACAUGAGCAGAGAGCUGCCUACAGCUUUCUACCCUCCCCUUAGCCUUUUUUUGAGAUUUGUACUGCAAUCUAAUUGACUUCCCUAGCUCAUUAUCUUUCAUUAGUCACCAGUGUACUAAUGAACAACAGAUUUCGAAUUUUAAGAUUUCGGUUUUUAUAUUUUAAGAUAUACUAGCAAUACUCUUUGAGUCAAAUAUCACCUCUUCUCGCAGACCCACAUGGCUCUGAGACAUUUAUAGGGUUCAUGAGUCUUCCAUUGCCUCUUGGGCCAUGGCCCUGUGGUAAGCACUGUGGCCCAUAGAGUGGCCUCUCCUUGAGCAGGGUUGCAUGGAUUUGCUUUAAUGUGGACUAAGCCUACUUGUGUGGCCCAUUUGGGGGUUGGGGGGUGCGGAGUUUGCCUCA
Propithecus coquereli (Coquerel's sifaka) is the source of this 3700-nucleotide messenger RNA. RefSeq names its product glucosidase, alpha; neutral C (gene GANC). The coding region runs from base 536 to 3280 and encodes 914 amino acids. Gene Ontology annotation, molecular function: carbohydrate binding; alpha-1,4-glucosidase activity. NCBI's taxonomy places the organism in Eukaryota, Metazoa, Chordata, Mammalia, Primates, Indriidae. Gene Ontology annotation, biological process: carbohydrate metabolic process; N-glycan processing. The transcript is spliced from 24 exons. The record is from RefSeq and is a predicted model, not a curated record.